AUGCCUUAUAUUGACGAUGAGCUGCAAAAUCGCUGGUUCGACUUUGGUGGAGACGCUCUUAUUAACACCAAUCGCCACAUCCGCUUAACGAGUAACCGCCAAUCGCAGCAAGGCUACCUUUGGUCACGACUGCCAUUGACAGCGUCCAACUUUGAAAUCGAAUUUGAAUUUAACGUGGAAGGUCAAUCAGGCCAUUUGUACGGUGAUGGCAUGGCGAUGUGGCUUACCAAACAACGGUCGACACCUGGACCUGUAUUUGGAUCGGUUGAUCAGUUUGAAGGCCUUGGUGUAUUCUUUGAUACCUAUGAUAACGAGCGAGCACAUCGUCACACAUUCCCGUAUAUUUCUGCCAUGCUUGGUGAUGGUAUCAAGUCUUACCAGAAUGAUAAGGACGGACGUCCAACAGAACUUGCGGGCUGUGAGUCCAAUUUCCGAGCAAAAUCUUUCCCAACAAAAGCUCGCCUCACUUAUUACAAGAACAAUUAUCUUCAAUUCGACAUGAUCUGGCGUGAGGAAGAUGAAUGGAGCGAGUGCUUCAAGGUGGAUGAUGUCCAACUCCCCGAGCAAAUAUAUCUUGGUUUCACUGCUCACACCGGCGAGGUGACAGAUAACCACGACAUUGUCGGUGUCACUACUAAGACCCUUAUCGCGAAAGCCAAGGAAGCCAAGCCGGUCCAACCUUCCGUAAGCAGCAAGAAGAGCUCUGGUGGUUUCUUCUCUUUUCUGCUUAAGCUGCUGGUAGCCGGUGCUCUUGUUGGUGUAUUGUUUGUUGCCUACCGCAUGUAUGAUAACAACAACAGAAUGAAGAAUUUCUAA
This is a messenger RNA of Zychaea mexicana, 816 nucleotides long. RefSeq names its product legume-like lectin family-domain-containing protein. The transcript is spliced from 9 exons. Gene Ontology annotation, molecular function: D-mannose binding. Gene Ontology annotation, cellular component: endoplasmic reticulum-Golgi intermediate compartment; Golgi membrane; endoplasmic reticulum membrane. Bases 1 to 816 code for a protein of 271 amino acids. The record is from RefSeq and is a predicted model, not a curated record. Gene Ontology annotation, biological process: Golgi organization; endoplasmic reticulum to Golgi vesicle-mediated transport; endoplasmic reticulum organization. Lineage: Eukaryota; Fungi; Mucoromycota; Mucoromycetes; Mucorales; Lichtheimiaceae.